This is a messenger RNA of Saccostrea cuccullata (small rock oyster), 471 nucleotides long. RefSeq lists its product as uncharacterized. Lineage: Eukaryota; Metazoa; Mollusca; Bivalvia; Ostreida; Ostreidae. The record is from RefSeq and is a predicted model, not a curated record. Bases 1 to 420 code for a protein of 139 amino acids. The transcript is spliced from 2 exons.
AUGGGCCUUAUCGUUGGAAUCACGCUUUCCAUUGCUGCUGUGCUAUUUAUGUGCAGUGUGUUCGGAAGAAAGCUAUGCAGGAAAGUACAUGCAUCUGCAAACAGUAGCAACACUUCCGGUAGUGACCAAGGACUUGUGACAAGCAGUGAUAGAGAUCAUGGCAGUUUUAUUCUACAGACCUCGCCGUCUGUGUCAUCAGAUUCAUCGGUUUCUGAUGACGUCGGAUCUCUAACAAGCAGUGGUAAAUCUCUAUUACAUACACACGAUGACUGCAAGACAUUUCUCACUCUACUGCAUGCAAGACGAUACUACCCUAGUGAGCCACCUCCAGCUUACCAUUAUGUGAUGAGAAACUCAGAAAAAUAUCCACUGCGCGAAGAUAUGUGUCAGUCUUUUGGGAAGUCUUAUGAUAAUUUAUAGACUUCUGGAGCAACAAUCGUACAGUUAUUGAUUAAUUGUUUCUAAAAGUAC